ACAAGGUGGGGGAGAAAAGGCGCGAAUCCUUCACCAGCAUGGUGCAAUUGGUGAUGUACAUAACAUGUAUGUACCUAUGCAAAGUGAAUGUGAUGUGAUGAUAUAAAUUGUCAACCAAACAGGUGUAUAUAUUGUAUUAGCGAGUAAUGGAUGUUUAUUGUAAUUAAAGGAAAGUGUAGCAAGAUGGACUAUACACCAAAGCGAAGACGUACACAUAAGCCGGAGAAAAGUGCACUUCUAGAAGCUUAUCCUCACGAUUUACAGCUCUAUAAAGUACCACCAAUUGGUCAGAUUUCAUUGGUUGAAUUUCAAGAUUUGGCAUUAGAAAGGCAGAAAGUGCUUCAGUUACUCGAACUUACCCUUGCUCAACAACAUAAAAGCAUUGAUGAGAUUAAAUUAGCAUUUACCAGUGCAUUAAAAAAAGAAGGAUACCAUGCCUAUGCUCGGCUUGUUAAUGCGUUAGGUUGCUCUUCUCACACAGAUGUUGACUUAGAAGCAAGAAGAAGAGAUCACAUAGCGCACUUUGUUUUGCGAUUGGCAUAUUCUUUAAAGGAUGAUUUGCAAAAUUACAUGUUAACUUAUGAAACUGAACUGUUUAAGUUGAGAUUCCAUUCUUUAAACAGAGAAGGUCUUACUCAAUUUUUAGCUACUAGUGGACUUCAUUACUCACCUGUGUCUCAAGAAUUCAAAGAGCAAAAUAGGGAAAAUUUGUAUAUGUCAACUGCAAAAGAAGGAGAUUUUGAGAAUACAGAUUUUUAUGAACUGCCAUUUGAUAAAGUUGUUGACUUGAUAAGUGAUCGAAAAGUAUAUUUACAUAAGGGAAUAGCUUAUGUUCCUCAAAAUGAUUUAAUAACUGUUUUUCUUACUCAUUUUCGAACUAAUUUAUCAAUUGAAUUAAAUAAAGCCAGGAAAUUUGUUCUCAAUAAUCUAGAUGAUGAAAGAUUACAAAGUUUCCUUAAGAGUUUGCCAGAGUGCUUUACAGGUAUGGCAAAAGUAGUGUGGAAUUCUCAAAAUGUUCCUAUAGCUAAACUAAAUGAUUUGUCAAAGACUUCCUACCCUCUGUGUAUGAGAAUUAUGCAUGAGCAUUUGACAACAAAUCAUCAUUUAAAAAAUACAGGACGUUUACAGUAUGGCUUGUUCCUUAAGGGAGUAGGAGUUACUCUAGAGGACUCCAUAGAAUUUUGGAAAAGUGAAAUGACAAAAAAGGAAGAUUGUAAUGAGGAUAAAUUCAAUAAGCAGUAUUUGUAUCAAAUACGUUAUAAUUAUGGAAAAGUAGGAAGGCGUGUCGAUUACAGACCAGCAGGCUGCAAUAAACUGAUAAGUGAGCCUGUUGGCCCUGCCGAGGUUCAUGGUUGUCCAUAUAAACAUAUGGACACGGAUGAAUUAACGAAAAAACUAUUGGAGUGUCAUUUACCGCAUUCAGAUGUUGGAGAAAUCACGAAACUUGCCAGUGAGGGCCAUUACAUUUUGGCUUGUACAAGAUAUUUUGAGAGUACCCAUAAACAGCCACCUGCAAGAAUGUUCCUUCAUCCAAAUCAUUACUUUCAAGAGAGUCGAAACAUUCUAACAAUAGAUGAAGUAAAAGAAGAAACUGCCGUUCAAGACACAUACAUGCCAUUAUCUCCAGAGAAGAUUUCACAAUCCAUCAAAGUAAAAGUUGAAAAUAAUUUAGACACGAGUAAUUCAGUUACGCCGUCCAGACAAAUUGAAAAGAAAGUGAGAACGUUGGAUAAAAAGGACAAAAUGGAUCCUACUAACAUCGAAGCAUUGUUGAACGAUGACAGUGAUUGAGUGCACAAUAAAAUUGUGAUUCUUUUAUUAAAAAAUUCUGCGGUAUAUUAUCGCAUAGACAUUGGUUCAUUUUUAUAUACGUGAAUAAAUAUAUUUAUAGAAAUUUAUUUUUGAAAAUACGAUCAUCGCUAAAGGACUCAGUUUUUGUGCAUCUACCCGCUUACUCCGGAUUGACGCUGGUAUUUCGGGAUAUAGUUAUCACUGACGUCUUGAAUCAUUCUGGCUACGAGUCGUUCAAAGUCGUACUCGUGUUUCCAGCCCCAAUCUCUGCGGGCCUCGCUGUCGUCGAAGAUUUGUGGCCAGGUAUUCGCUGUAAAGUCAAACGUAAUAUGAAAUAUUUUAAUUUAAGCUAGAGUUUAAGAUUGUAUAAAAUACGAUAUAAUAAAGUACGUUAGUCUUCGACGGUCUGAGUUACGAUUUGUAAAUAACCAAACAAAAAGAACUCGCAAAGUCAAUAACAUUUCUUAAUCAACUUGAAUAUGCACUCGCACGUACCUAUGUUUUGUCGGCUGUCGGGGUUGUAUGUGAUUUGUAAAUCUGGAAUGUGCUUCUUGACCUCGGCGAAAAGCUCCUCGGGUGUAAAGCUCAUCGCGGUGACGUUGUACACCCGACGAUGGAGCCUCUCGCAUGGAGCGUUCAGGAACUGAAAGAGGGCGGACAAGCAAUCGUCGAUGUACAUCAUGGGCAGGCGUGUGUGAGGCUCAAGAUAGCACUCGUAACGCUUAUGUAGCAAGCCUUCGUGGAAUACAGCGACAGCGUAGUCUGUUAAAUAAAAUUGCAUAUCGUUGAUGAA
Molecule: messenger RNA, 2584 nt
Organism: Nasonia vitripennis (jewel wasp)
Lineage: Eukaryota; Metazoa; Arthropoda; Insecta; Hymenoptera; Pteromalidae
Product: DNA primase large subunit
Exons: 8
Coding region: 151-1791 (546 amino acids)
Biological process (GO): DNA replication, synthesis of primer
Cellular component (GO): alpha DNA polymerase:primase complex
Source: RefSeq, a predicted model, not a curated record